Molecule: messenger RNA, 2508 nt
Organism: Penaeus indicus
Lineage: Eukaryota; Metazoa; Arthropoda; Malacostraca; Decapoda; Penaeidae
Product: F-actin-uncapping protein LRRC16A-like
Exons: 15
Coding region: 1-2142 (713 amino acids)
Biological process (GO): regulation of Arp2/3 complex-mediated actin nucleation; cell migration
Cellular component (GO): plasma membrane; lamellipodium
Molecular function (GO): protein binding
Source: RefSeq, a predicted model, not a curated record
AUGUUGAUUAUAAAAGAGGAUUUGCGAUGUGGAUGGAUUGAUCAUAUUUUUAUUCAUUUCUCUCUCUCCCUUUCGUUCCAGGUUGACCAGCAUUUCCACUACCUGGACAUCCAAGGUGUGGAGAGUCGGAAACCCAAUCAGCUGUGCCUGACCGUGUGCGACCGCGUGUACACCUACUACACCACGCACGAGGAGAACAGCAGCCAUGAGGUGGACACGAUGGUGCUCAGCCUCGGCACGGCGCUCAAGAACAUCUUCCCCGCCGUGCCGCUCACGCACAUCAUCCGCAAGGUGGACAUCCAGCCUCCUAAGCGGAUGCAGCAGCUGGAUGAGCUGGAGCGGGCAACCUUAGGGGGCACCAGGGACAUGGGGCCGUGUGGGGGCUUCUCCACGCAGUACAUGUGCAUGUGCGACUACCACGCCCUGCCAUACAGAGAAGAGGUGGCGUGGGAUGUCGACACUAUCUACCUCUCUCACGACACGCGAGAGCUCUACCUGCAUGACUUCGACUACCUAGAGCAGAAGUAUGUGUGGUCUGUGUAUAUUGAUCAAACUACAGCAUAUGUACACCAUUUGUCUAAUUUUUCUGUUUCUUUCUCCACCAACAGUGAAUUUGCAAACAAGUUGUCUCUAGCGCUUUUGUCCAAUAGCAACAUUCCUCUUCAGAAGCUUGACCUCUCCCACAACCCCAUUGAGGACAAAGGUGCUGUUCACAUCAGUAAUCCCAUCGGACGACAAGCCAAAGGACUUAGUCACCUGAAUCUCUCCCUUUGUGGACUUACUGGAAAGGGUGUCAACAUGUUAGCACAUUCCCUGUCAGUCAAUAAGUACAUGUGUCAGACUUUGACAUUCCUUAGCCUAGCUGGCAACUCCUUACGGGACGAUGUCAACAAUCUUUAUAAUUUCCUAGCUCAACCUAAUGCGCUGAAGACUCUUGAUCUGUCAGCAACAGAAUGUGCCAUCGAUGCUGUGUUUGGAGCAUUAUUACGAGGAUGCACCAGUAGUUUGGCCCACCUGAACCUGUCACGGAACAGUUUCGGCAGCAAGAAGACCCGAGAGAUGCUGCCCUCCUUCAAACAAUACUUCACCUCAACCCUCGCUCUUAAAACCCUCACACUGUCCCAAUGUAAACUACCUGCUGAUGCCCUCAAGAAUGUACUUUUAGGGUUAGCGUGUAAUGAAAACAUCUCUGAGGUGGACUUAGAUUUAAGCAGUAAUCAAUUGGGUGGAACUGGAGCACAAAUUUUGGAGUCCUGUAUUCAUGGUGUUCGAUGUCUGUCAGCAUUAGAUAUCAGUGAUAAUGGUUUAGAAGCUCAACUUGGACCUGUAGUAGCUGCAAUUAGCAAAAACAAAAGCAUCAGGAAACUUAGUAUUGGCCGUAAUCUUAAUAAUAUUAAGAGCAAGCAUGUGUAUCAUGUUAUGGAGUCAGUGGUACAGAUGAUUCAGGAGGAAGAUUGUGUUCUGGAGUCCCUUUCCAUUAAUGACUCCCGGCUAAAGACCGAUUUGCACAACCUUCUAAAUGCGCUGGGGAGUAACCACUGCUUGCAGAGUCUAGAUAUCAGUGGAAAUUAUAUGGGAGACAGUGGGGCACGACUCCUGGCCAAAGCUUUACAGAUUAACUCCAAACUCCAAUAUAUUAGUUAUGAUAGAAACAAUGUCACUUUACAAGGGUAUAGUGAUAUUGCAUAUGCAUUACAAAGCAACUACAGUGUCAAGUUUCUGCCAUUCCCCGUUCACGAUGCCAUGUUGUGCAUGAAGACGGCCCCUGAACGGACAGAAAACCUCAUGCGCAGGAUACAGGACACGCUCUAUAGAAAUGUGUCGCCCAUGAAGUAUUCUAAUGGACAGGCGUUCAGAUUACAACAGGGAUUCCUCUUAAGUUCAACUCAGCAGCAGGUAGACAGGCUGGUGCUACAGACGGGGGAGGCCGUAAGGACCUUGCGACGGUCAGGCAGCGACCUCGUUGGUGCAAACUCGCUGCAGUGGGCUGAGGGGCUCAUCACAGACGCAGACAGCUCCAAGCAGAAUGAACAGACAACGAAACGAAUGAGAGAUACAAAGCGGACGAACGAAGAAAAUAACAAUCAAAAUAAAACAAUCAUUCAGAACAGAGAAAAAAACAACAACAACAACAAAAGGUAAACAAAAAAACGUACAAUCAGAAAAGAGUAAAAUAGAGAGAGAGAAAAAAAAAAAACGCCCGCGGAGUUGAAACAGGCCGAGAAAACCCCUUCACGGUCUGAGGAUUCUCGCCUUCGCUGAGUGUGACCCUCGCGGAGAACUCGCCAUGAACGCCAACGAGGUCUUGACGGCCCCCACCGAGGUCAACCUCAACCAGAGGGCGCUCUCGGGGGAUGACAACAACAACAGGAACAGCAACAACAACGACCCGGGCGGCAACAACAAUAACAACAACAACAAUAGCAUCGACAAUGAUAGCAAGGUAAGAGGUGGAGAGAAUCUGUUCUUGUUGGGCGGGAAGCAUGGGCGUUGAGGAAUAAAAUUGCA